This is a messenger RNA of Entamoeba dispar SAW760, 627 nucleotides long. RefSeq lists its product as uncharacterized. The transcript is spliced from 2 exons. The record is from RefSeq and is a predicted model, not a curated record. Bases 1 to 627 code for a protein of 208 amino acids. Lineage: Eukaryota; Evosea; Mastigamoebida; Endamoebidae.
AUGGAAGAUAUCAGAACUUCAAUGGAUUCUUUUAUGCAGGAAGUUUAUUAUGAAUUAGAUUUAUUAAAACAAACAAAAUAUGGAAUGUUCAGUGAUACUGCUAUAAUGAAUUUAAGAACAAAAGUUAAUAUUUAUAAUUUCAGAUUUCUUUAUGUUAUGCUUUGCGGUCUUUGUGUGUUCAUUGGAAUUUUAUUCAAACCUUUCACUUUUCUUCUUUUAUUAAUGCAAGCUAUUCCAAUAAUCAUUUACAAAGUAUGUACUAAAUUAAAUAUCUCUAUCCCUAUAAACCUUCCUCAAGAAUUCCCUCCUUCUUUCAUAGCCAUUUGCAUCGGAUAUGUUUCUGCUUCUAUUACUGCUUAUUUUAACGAUUGUUUCUUAUCGUUCCUUCUUCCUUUAGUAAUCGCUGUUAUAAUUAUUCGUGCACACUCUUGUUUCGCAAUUACUGAUGCUGAACCUGAACACCCAUCAAAUUGUUCUGGUUGUCAACAACAUGACCACAAACAAUGUUCUUGUAAUGAGAACAAUCACACUACAUUAGAAAGUGAAUGUAAUUGCAAUGAAUGUAAUUGUUGUGAAGGUCAUAAAGAAAUUCCUACUUCAACACCAGAAGACAAGAAGGAAAAUUAA